Molecule: messenger RNA, 2797 nt
Organism: Ciona intestinalis (vase tunicate)
Lineage: Eukaryota; Metazoa; Chordata; Ascidiacea; Phlebobranchia; Cionidae
Product: nuclear pore complex protein Nup93-like
Biological process (GO): poly(A)+ mRNA export from nucleus; protein import into nucleus
Cellular component (GO): nuclear pore
Molecular function (GO): structural constituent of nuclear pore
Source: RefSeq, a predicted model, not a curated record
UUUAUGUGCACUAGAAAUUUACAGUUUCUAUCACAGAACAUAUCAAGCGUUGUAAAACUUUUGGCAUAGAUAAGAAUUUUCUUCUUAUGUAUCUUUCUUCAUUUAAAAAAAUCUUUUACCUUGGUUACAUCACAACUCAUAAGCACAGAUUACAUGAUUUUUUGAACCUUAUAUAUUAUGUUAUAUUAAUGCUCAUUAUUGUACUUUAUCAGAUUUUUUUAAUUUUAUGGUUAAGGAUUUGGUUUUGAAAGUUUCACAAUACGAUGUCUGGUGUUGCGUUUGAUGAUAUUUUGCAACAGGCUGAGCAGUUGAACACUGGAUUAGAUGGAGGAGCCGAACUACCCAGGGUACAGAGGAACAUACAGCAACUGCUUGAUGCGGGUCAGCGACUUCGAUCCAAAACAUCCACUGCACAAGAUAGUGCCCAACCUCAGAUUAACGCUGCCCUGCUGCUCAGUUCUAAAGGACAGGAUGUUCCAAAAAUUUCUGACCGUUUAAAAACUUUAACUUCUGCUUCGGAAACUUUUGAGCCGCUAGAUGUGGUUGGUGACACCGAUAUUGAAGGUUUUCUGAGAAAUGAACGAGAGAAUGCCAUACUUGCUGUUGUGGAAGAACAAAAACAAAGAACAUUCUUGGAUGUUGAGAAGAGACACUGGCAGACAAGAUUGAGUGAAUGGGAUACAGAGAAGCAACAGUUACUAAACAAAUUGAUUGGUGCGGAUGGUUCAUUAAACUUCAGCAGAGAGGUGUCUGAACACAUGUCCACCAGUGUCUAUAAAACCUCGGGAAAUGUGAGCGUGAACCCAAGGAGCACCAUGGACCAAUGGGAGCUUAACUAUGCCAGACAGGUCCACAUAUACAAUGAUAGAAUUUUGGAUGGUGGUAUUCAUUUAAAUCUCGCUGAUUUGUGCCAAGCUGCUGCCGAAAAAAUGAAGGACGUGAAUGUAACUGCACUGUGGAAAAUGGUGAAAUGUGUGACAGACGUACAAGCUUCUAUCGGUUCUUCUCUUAUUUCUCGUCGAACAUCUAAACCAAUGCUUCACAAUCUGGUCAACCAAGCAUUGACUUACUUGGAGAAAGCUUAUCUGGAUUACAUGCAAACUUGUGUGUAUGCACGUCCCCACAUUGCUCAGCUAGGUGGCGCACCUGGGACUAUCAAUUUAGUCAAAAGUUUUCUGCGGGUUCAGCCGGCCAACACUGUUCAGGGAUAUGAAGAUGGAGAUGUGGAUGGUGCUCCUUUAUGGGCCGUCAUCUUCUACUGCAUGAGGAGUGGGGAUUUAGAUGCGGCUGUUGAGGUUGUUAAACACAAUGAGAAUAUAAUCCCGGAGUUCAGUGUGUGGAUGCAGGAGUAUGUGAGGGAAGGGAAGAAAUUAUCUUCAUCUUCUGAGAAUAAAAUGAAGAUUCAAUAUAAAAGAAGUGUAAGGACAUCACCAGAUCCUUAUAAAACAGCAGUUUACUGUAUCGUUGGACGAUGUGACAUCAAUGAUGUUCAUGGGGAAGUUGCUCAGAAAGCUGAAGAUUAUUUGUGGCUUAAAUUAUCGCAGGUUGUAGUAGAUGAAUCAAGUGCCCACCCUGAUGUGUUGACGCUAUCCAGGUUCCAGAAGCUUCUUGUUGAAGAUUAUGGUGAAAGUCAUUUUAAUGCAAUGUCUAACCCACUGCUGUAUUUCCAAAUUCUUUUCCUGACAUGUCAGUUUGAAAAAGCGAUUGAAUUUCUAUCACGGUUUGAAAAUCUUCGAAGCCACGCAACACACGUCGCGCUUGCAUUACACAGUCACGAGUUGUUACUUACUGCUGAUUCUCUACAUGCAAAGAUGAUCACCACAGAAGCUGCUGAUGAAUCGCCCCUCACAGUUGUGGAGCGAUUAAACUUAUCAAGAUUAGUAAUGUUGUACACACGUAAGUUUGAGAUAACUGAUCCACGCGAGGCACUCAACUAUUUCCAUUUCUUGAGAAAUAUUCAAACUGAUGGUCAAUCACUCUUUAUUCACUGCACCAGUGAACUGGUUCGUGAAACUGGAGAGUUCGAGAUGUUACUUGGAAGGUUAAAUGCUGAUGGCAGUCGUAAACCUGGUGCUGUGGAUAAAUAUUGUGCUGGUGAUACCAAACUUCUUAUAGCGAAGGUUGCCUCAGAUACUGAAGCCAAAGGUUUGAAUGAAGAUGCAGUUUAUUUAUAUGAUCUUUGUGGAAAACAUGACCAAACCUUAGCUCUUCUUAACAGAUUAUUAAGUCCAGUCAUCAGCAGCUCAGAUAAUUCACAUCCUGAUCGUGCCAGACUUAAGUCAAUGGCGCUCGCAAUAGCUGAGAGAUACAGAAACCAGUCUGUUGAAACUUCCCGCAACGUUCGUUCAACUUUUCAUCUCCUUCUUGAUCUUUUGGUGUUCUUUGAUCUUUACCACGCUAACCGUGUUGAACAAGCACUAGAUGUCGUGAAUGAGCUACAGAUGCUUCCAUCUACAAUGGAACAGGUUCAAUCAAAAGUUUCGAUGUUUAAAACAUAUACGGAUGAAAUUCGUCAAAGUAUUUCCGACAUCUUGCUAGCUACAAUGACAUUACUAACAAAACGGUGUAAACUGCAACAAAACCUUAAUAAGUCGGUGACGACCAAAAGUGGGGAUUCUGUAUGUACCAACGCACGACGAUAUGCUCGAUCUCUGAUUACAUUUGCUGGUAUGUUGCCUUACCAUUUACCAGGUGAUGCAACUGCUCGGCUUGUACAACUGGAGGUACAGAUGACAUGAAACAACGAAACUCGUUCCAACAAUCAUAAUUUUUCUACAAUAAACUCUCGUAUAAUGCG